Gracilinanus agilis (Agile Gracile Mouse Opossum) is the source of this 2068-nucleotide messenger RNA. RefSeq names its product zinc finger protein 2 homolog. The coding region runs from base 1 to 2028 and encodes 675 amino acids. Gene Ontology annotation, cellular component: nucleus. Gene Ontology annotation, biological process: regulation of transcription by RNA polymerase II. Lineage: Eukaryota; Metazoa; Chordata; Mammalia; Didelphimorphia; Didelphidae. The transcript has 6 exons. The record is from RefSeq and is a predicted model, not a curated record. Gene Ontology annotation, molecular function: RNA polymerase II cis-regulatory region sequence-specific DNA binding; DNA-binding transcription activator activity, RNA polymerase II-specific.
AUGGGGAUAAUAAUAGUCUCUUCCUUCCAGAGAGGAGCUGAGAAGUCUCUGCCCGGAGGCCUUGUGGGGCGCUUCACCCCCGAGGGGGACUCUCACCCUCCUGCAGGGGAUAUUCACCCUCCUGGCCUUGCUUUCUUUCUUCUCUGUAGCGCCAUCUUGUUGUCCUCCAACCUUUACAGAACUGAGAAGGGAAAGAAGCCCGAGGAGGCUGCAGCGGUGGGAAUGAUCUCCGGCUUCCUGCCCUCCCACCCUGGGGAGUCAGUGACAUUCAAGGAUGUGGCUGUGGACUUCACCCAGGAGGAAUGGAGACAGCUGGACCCUGCUCAGAGGGCCUUGUACAGGGAGGUGAUGCUGGAGAACUAUGAGAACCUGGUCUCCCUGGGGCUCCCGGUGUCCAAACCAGAUGUGAUCUGCCAGUUGGAGAGAGGUCAGGUACCGUGGACUCGAGAGGGAGAAGCCUCAAGAGGCAUUUCAGAUUCCCUUUGUUGUUAUGCUAAGUGUGAAAUCCAGGGAUCACCUCUAACACAUGGCAUUCAAAUGGGAGCUUCAUUACAACAACGACCACCAAAAGAUGGUUCUGGGUAUUCCAAGAGAGGAAAAUCUGGAGAGUGGAAUGUCAAAUUACAGAGACACAAAGCCAGACAGGAGAAACAAUUCAGACAAGUGACAGUCACUCACAGAAAAGCUUUUAGUAAGGUGAGUGUUCCCGAAUGUAAUACAUUUGGAAGAAGUUUCAGUGUGGGAUCCAUCUUUGUUUUACAUCCUACAGGAAAAAGCCUUCAUAAACAUGAUGCCCUGGGAAAGAACAUAAAGCUCUUUUCAGAGCUCAUGAAACGGAAUAGGAUCUCCUUAGGGAGUAAACUUUACAAGUAUAAUAAAUGCAGGAAGCCCUUUACUUACCAUUCAGAUCUCAUUCAGUUUCGGAGGCUCCAUCCUGGAGAAAAACUGUAUGAAUGUAACGAAUGUGGGAAAACCUUCAGCAGAAGAUCAUAUCUUACUCAGCACCAGAGCAUCCAUACUGGAGAGAAGCCCCACAAGUGCAGUGCAUGUGGGAAAGCCUUCAGUCGGUGGGGAAGUCUUACAGAACACAAGAGGAUUCAUACUGGAGAGAAGCCCUAUCAGUGUAAUGAGUGUGGGAAAGCCUUCAGUCAGAGGGGUCACCUGAUUAAACACCAGAGGAUUCACACCGGGGAGAAACCUUUUCAAUGUAAUGAAUGUGGCAAAGCCUUUACCCAGAGAGGGCAUCUUAUUGACCAUCAGAGAACUCACACUGGAGAGAAGCCCUAUCAGUGUGGUGAAUGUGGGAAAGCCUUCAGCACAUGUUCUUCCUUUAUCAAGCACAAGAGAAUUCACAUUCAAAGGAUUCAUACAGCAUCAAAGCCCUUUGAGUGUAAUGACUGUGGGAAAACAUUUAGUCAGAGGGGAAACCUUAAUAAACACAGGAGGAUUCACACUGGAGAAAAACCCUUUGCAUGUAAUGAAUGCGGGAGAGCCUUCAGCCAGAGUGGACACCUUACUGAACAUAAGAGAAUUCAUACUGGAGAAAAACCCUAUCAGUGUAAUGAAUGUGGGAAAGCCUUUCGGCAAAACUCAAACCUUACUCUCCACCAGAGAAUUCACACUGGAGAAAAACCCUUCAAGUGUAAUGAAUGUGGGAAAACCUUUAGCCAUAGGACAUCGCUUAUUUAUCAUCAGAGGAUCCAUUCUGGAGAGAAACCCUAUGAAUGUAAUGAAUGUGGGAAGGCAUUCAACCAGAGAGGAAAACUAACUGAACAUCAGAGGAUUCAUACUGGAGAGAAACCUUUUGAAUGUAAGGAAUGUGGGAAAGCCUUUAGCCACAGAGGGAACUUUACAGAACACAAAAGAAUUCACACUGGAGAGAAACCAUUUGUGUGUAAUGAAUGUGGAAAAGCCUUCAGCCACUGGUCAUCUUCAAUUUAUCAUCAGAGAAUUCAUAAUGGAGACAAACAACAUAAAAAUAUCAAACGUGGAAAAGCCUUCAGUCAGAGGGAACAUCCUAUUACAUAGCAAAAAAUUCACACUGGGGAGAAAUUUCUCACAUUUAAUU